Molecule: messenger RNA, 219 nt
Organism: Rotaria sordida
Lineage: Eukaryota; Metazoa; Rotifera; Eurotatoria; Philodinida; Philodinidae
Source: the annotation of a GenBank genome assembly
AUGAAUGCAAUUCAGAAAUCGAACUUAAAACGAAUUGGAGAUAUUAUAUUGACAGAUGAAAAUGAAAUUGAUGAUAAUAUUAGCGCUGGUCAAAACUCUGAUUCGGAUAGUGAAUAUGAUCCUGAUGCUAUUGAAUCAGAUGAUACGUCCGCCAAUGAGCAUAUAUCAGAAGAAUCUGAUUCAUCAUGUUCUGAUAUUGAUCAAGAUGAUAUUGGCUGA